Puccinia graminis f. sp. tritici CRL 75-36-700-3 is the source of this 1209-nucleotide messenger RNA. RefSeq lists its product as uncharacterized. Gene Ontology annotation, biological process: ribosomal large subunit biogenesis; rRNA processing; nuclear-transcribed mRNA catabolic process. Gene Ontology annotation, molecular function: RNA binding. NCBI's taxonomy places the organism in Eukaryota, Fungi, Basidiomycota, Pucciniomycetes, Pucciniales, Pucciniaceae. Gene Ontology annotation, cellular component: nucleolus; preribosome, large subunit precursor. Bases 1 to 429 code for a protein of 142 amino acids. The transcript is spliced from 5 exons. The record is from RefSeq and is a predicted model, not a curated record.
AUGGAAAUUUUCAUGUGCCAGGUUUCGUUGGCUGUUUUUUUCAAUUUCACGACCCACACUUUGGCCAGAGGCACUUGUACUCACCAGUUGGACUUGCAGGGUCAACACACACACACACCACAUCAAGAAACAAAUCAACGCAACCGAAGGAGAAAAAGAAAAGGAAAAAACGCUUUGUUCGCUCAAGUCAAGCAAGCAUCCGAAAAAUUUCAGUCCGUGUGGCUGUUCACCGUCGAUCAUGUUUGGACUCCUUAUCUACAGGACAUUCGCUCUUCUUGGAAACCAUCUCAGAUCUAUAUGGGCAGGAAUGCUGUCAUGAGGUUAGGAUUACGUUCAAAAGAGGAAGAUGAACGCAAGCCUGGGCUAGGCACAACCGGCAAGCUAUUGGAAGGUGAUACCGGUUUAUUGCUCAUGAACAUCCCAGUUUAGACAAGUAGUUUCAGUUCUCCACAUGAACGAAAUCAGCUCAAAGAUAAUAUCAUUAGUCUCUUGAUACCUUGAACGCGAUAUUUGAUGUAGAUAGUCAAGCUGAUUACUAUUCCUCUAUUGACGUUGGGGUCCUGCAGGAUUCACAGACAGAUUGGUUCAAAGGGUAUGGAUUCCUCCACUUCCACCCGGCAUCGAUCAGGACUCGGGAUCUCACAACCAACAGUCCAGCUGGCAAGUUUUGCCGACUCGGCUUAUCAUCAUCAGCCACAAAACCUGGUCUUCAACUCUGGCGAUCGUUCUACUAGCAGUCUUACACCAAGCAAGCUUGCUCCGAAUGAGAAUCCCACCUGGAUCAAAUGUGUUGUGGAAUUCUCUCAAUCUAAUGCCAAUUCGACCGGCAUCCAAUCUCGGCCGAUGCAGCAAGCACAUCAACAUAAGCUAACCCCGGAACAAUUUGUUCUAUUUAAUAGGCUUGAAACAUACACUUGGGGGCAGUGUGACAGCUGUUUCCAGAUAGUGUAUCAUCCUCAAACUUAACUUGAUUUAUAUCAGGGGAUUUUUUUUCAAACUUGAUUACAGUGUGACUGCAGUUUUUCUGUAUAGAAUUAUCUGAGCCUCAUACUUCUAGAUAGCAAGAUUUAUUUUUCCUGGUGACAUGUGAUAAAGGACAAAUGUUUCAUCAGGGGCCAACCACCCCUGUCAGUGACAUGUGUUUUUUACUCACACAUCAGUGAAACAUUUACCAACAGUUUCCCAGUACACCAUCAUCUCAAACUCAAC